Molecule: messenger RNA, 2135 nt
Organism: Vitis vinifera (wine grape)
Lineage: Eukaryota; Viridiplantae; Streptophyta; Magnoliopsida; Vitales; Vitaceae
Exons: 2
Coding region: 1266-1868 (200 amino acids)
Source: RefSeq, a predicted model, not a curated record
CACUCUCAGGAUGGAAAUGGGAAACACGAGCCGAGAAUGAUUUGCAGGAAGUGGGGGAAAAUGGGAGGCACGGGCAGCCAAUGAUUCUCUAACUAUUGAAGUGACACUUUUCUAAUGCGUUUGCGUGCCAACUUUUCACUUAAUCCAUUCCUCUUUAGACUGUUUUAUUCAAAUCCUCAGUAUAACAUCUGGGUUAUCUCAAGUUAUCCUUUUUCUUUUGAGAGGAUCCUAGGUUGGUUAAAAUUGGUAUAAAAGCUAAUGAACCAGCCUUGUGGCUGUGGAGCACUUUACCAAUAUGGCUAUUGAAUUCCAUGAGCCCACAUGCCAAACGCUCUACCUAACAGGAGCCCUCAAGACAGCACAUUUCUCCAAAAACAAGUCAUACUCCCAAGAAUGAUGAGGCCAGAGAAAAUGCCCACUUUCAGAUGCUUCAGGUUGCACCAAGACCCAACCUCUGCUCCCUCCUGAUGAUGUAUAUACAGUCUCGAAUCAAGAGAAGUCAGUAAUUACUACUGAUCCAAACAUUCCCUAUUUUUUUUCUUCUUAUUUUUUAAGUCCAAAAAGAAAUGAUUGAGAUGAGGCAGAGCUCCCUCAUCUAAGCUGCAAGAUGCCUUACCUAAAACAACUUCUGUCUGCUGCUCAACCUCAUUCUAGUGUUAUUAAAAUGUCCUCAAACUUAAAACCUGGGAACAGGUCAAAUGGGGCAGCGCUGAUUGAGAAAACUUAGAUUCCCUCCUCCUUAAAAAUUUAUCAUGCUUAACCUAACUGUGGACUGCCUGAUUAGAAUAUUGAUUCCCCACAUAUCAACUUAUAUUAUAAUAUACAUUGCAUACAUAUAUAUUAUAUAAGAGAAAAGCUUUAAGCUACAGCUCACUCAGUGCAGUAAAAAGUACUUAUGAGAGGAAGGUGUGGUAGAGCUGCCAGAAUUCAAGUGAAAUACCAACAAGGAGCAUCAUAUCAAAAGAUAAAUACUGGUUUACCCCAGGAGGAAAGGGUCACAGUUUACAAUGGGAGAAUCAGAGUCAGAAGAAUAGUACUGACAACUUGACCACGGAAAAUAGUCUGCAAAUCAGACAGUUAGAAAUUCCCCACCUAUUAAGCUGUCCAGAUCAGUAUGUUGGUGGGGCAUGCUUAUGGUAACCUUACUUCCAUUCUCUGUAGUAUAUGUGAUAUAUAGGUGUUGAAAACUCUCUCUCUCUCUAGUUUUCAGUUUUCUCUUAAAUUCUUCUGCACUUGGUCUCAACCUUUACUGCUCUUCUACUGAAAUGAAUCUGUAUAGAGAAGAUAAUCCAUGCUGCUGCUAUUUCCAUCCUAAAGAGGUGAUUGUGGGGGUGUGUCCCCUGUGUCUGAAUGAGAGGCUCCUCAUAUUGGCAGCAAAACAAGGGCACCAUUCCCUUGCCAAAGGCCACCAUAGAACUCACAGCCUCAUGCACAAGAAACCCCCCAUCAACCUUCCCAAGAUCUUCGCCUUGGGCUCCUUUCUCACCCGCCUUGAGUUUCGCCACUGGAAGUCUGAUCACUCUGAUCAUGAUGCCUCCACCAGUCAAGAAGAUUCCUUCAUAUCAAUCAAGUUUGAAGACAAUGGCGUUGCCUCAUGGGAAAAGACCACAGCCACAAAGGUCCCUCUUCAGCAUUGCACCAAUAUGCCAUUGAGCAAAGAGGUCAAGGGGACUAAGAGUGUAGUAGAACAUGCAAAACCACGUGCAACGCUGAGGUGGAGAAAGCGGAUUGGGCACCUAUUCCAGCUGAUCAGAUGGAAGAGGUCUAGCAAGGCAAACGUGUGCCACGUGGGCAGCAAGGUGGAGGGAGUCAAGGUGAUGAGGAAGGGCUGGAUAAGGACUCUGACAAAGAGGAAGACCAAAGAAUAAAGGGUUGCACAGAAAGAGACACUAAGCUUUUCCUCCACCACCCCCCUCCCCCCCCACCCCCCCAAAAAAAAAAAAAAAAUUGUGUGUUGAAGCUCAAUAAUGGUGGGCUCAAUGUGAAUCUCUAAAGCUAUAUGUUAUUGAGAUGGAAGAGUCAAAAUAGCUUUGUCAUUUUUAAAAAUGUGCUUUCCUUUGAAUUCUUGGCUUCUUUGUAUUUUUUUGAAUAGCUAGCAAUUGCUGUAAAAGAAAAGCUAGUCCAAAGUGUUGUCA